Mycotypha africana is the source of this 1611-nucleotide messenger RNA. RefSeq names its product transmembrane amino acid transporter protein-domain-containing protein. Gene Ontology annotation, biological process: amino acid transmembrane transport. Lineage: Eukaryota; Fungi; Mucoromycota; Mucoromycetes; Mucorales; Mycotyphaceae. The coding region runs from base 1 to 1611 and encodes 536 amino acids. The record is from RefSeq and is a predicted model, not a curated record. The transcript has 4 exons. Gene Ontology annotation, molecular function: amino acid transmembrane transporter activity.
AUGUCCACGGUGAACAACAAUACGUAUGGGUCUAUCCAUUCGUCAUCAUCACCACCGUUUGUGAAAUCGCACCAACUCCAGCAUGUUCUUACCAACGCAGAAAGAGACCUACUACAAGCAGAUCGACCGGGCUACGGUACUCGCACCAAAAUUGAGGUUGGGUUUAAUCUUGUCAACGCAACUGUCGGAGCGGGUAUCAUUGGAUUACCCUUCGCUAUUGCUCGCGCAGGAUUUUUUGUGGGUAUUUUUGUUUCCAUUCUCGUAGCUGCUUUGGCUCAAAUGGGACUCUUUAUGUUGAUCGUAGCUGGCCAACGAGUUCAGAUUUAUAAGUUGGCGAUGUUGGUGGAAUACUUAUUGGGAAGAUGGGGAUAUCACUUUACGAAUUUCGUAAUUUGCGUUCAAGCAGGUGGUGCUGCAGUCAGUUACUUUAUUCUGCUUGGCGACAGUCUACCUAUGCUGUUAGAACGAUAUCUGCCUGAUUAUCCACUUUUAGCCAGCCGUACAUUCAUAUUGAUUUUCGUUGGUACUGUUUGUAUCUUUCCUUUGGCCAUACCAAGAUCCAUUGGGUCGCUUGCUCGAUGGUCUAUUGUCUCUGUUGCAUGCUUGCCGGUUAUCUUAUUAAUGAUUUUGGUACGAGCACCUGCUUACAUACCCAAAGACCAAACAGUUCCCAUUGAAUGGGCAGGUGAUGAUAUUUUCGGUGCUCUCGGCAUCAUGGCUUUUGCUUUCACUUGUCAUCAAGUUGCCCUUAGCAACUUUCUAACCCUUCGCAAUCAAACUACUUCCAGUUGGAGAUUUACUACCAUUCUAUCUACAGGCAUCAGUUGGGUCAUCUCUAUGACUUUUGCUGUUGUAGGCUAUCUUUGCUUCGGAUCAAAUGUUCAAUCCAACUUAUUCAACAAUUUCGCCAGUGACGACCCAUUCAUUAAUGUCGGUCGACUGGCACUGGCAAUCAGUAUGAUACUUACUAUUCCUACUGCUAUCUUCCCUACAAGAGAGGCCAUUCAAAAAUCGUUGGGAUUUGAAACAGCAACAAAACAACCAACCAAUACACAACAUUACGCAGUAACCAUUAUACUUUUUGCAGUGGUUCUCAGUUUGGCCGUUUCGAUUAGAUCUCUUGGCACUGUAUAUUCUAUUGCCGGUGGAUUCUCAGCAACCAGUUUAGCUUAUAUUCUGCCUGCUGUUUGCUACCUCACGACCCGACAAAUUUAUUUUAAAAACCAAGAAAAAUAUUAUUCUCAAAUUUCUCCUUCUUCUUCGGCUUCAAUACCUAACAAUAUUGCUACAGUUUUUCCAACUUUGACGGGCACGUCAACCUUGAUUGCUGUACCUGAUGAAAGCGAUCUCAAGACAGCAGCUAUGGCCUGGGAUGAAACCAAUUCUAUUGCUUCUUCCUCUAACAAUAAACUGUUUGAAGACGAUUUAUCCACUGUAGAUGGCGAUGCUUAUCUGGUGAACGAAGAAGCGACAGCCGACUUUGCUCGUAUGAUGGAUGACAAGGCUCUGAAGCCCACAUGGUGGUUAGAUAUAGCAGCUGGUUUGCUCAUUAUUUGGGGCUUUGUUGUCAUGUUCUGUUCUUUAUCCUCUGUGUUCAAAAGUCAACACUAG